UCAAUCAAUCAACCCUAUCUUCAUCUUCUUCUUCUGCAUCGAUCAUCGUUUUAUCCGAAUCAAAUUUCCCCCAAAUCUUCGAUCACCAUGUCCGAAGAACUGGCGCCUGAGCAAAUUAAACUCAUCCACAAACUUAACGUGUUCAAGAUCAAAGGCAGAGACAAGCGCGGUCGCAAGAUCUUGAGAAUUAUAGGAAAAAACUUUCCUGCGAAGAGUCUGAACGUUGACCUGUUGAAAAAGUAUCUGGAAGUGAAGGUUUUCCCCAAACUCGAGAGGCCUUUUGUCGUGGUUUACAUCCACACCGAUGUUGAUAAGAGCGAGAAUUUCCCCGGAAUAUCUGCUCUCCGAUCUGCUUACGAAGCGAUUCCGAUCAACGUCAAACAAUAUCUGGAAGCGGUUUACUUUGUUCACCCGGAUCUACAAUCCAGACUUUUUCUCGCCACAUUCGGCCGAUUCAUCUUCACCGGAGGGUUGUAUGCGAAGCUGAAAUACGUGAGCAGAUUAGGGUAUCUGUGGGAGCAUGUGAGAAGAAACGAUAUCGAGAUCCCGGAGUUCGUGUAUGAUCACGAUGAGGAUCUGGAGUUCCGUCCGAUGAUGGAUUAUGGUUUAGAGAGUGACCACCCAAGAGUUUUCGGUGCGCCCGCGGUUGAUUCCUCUGUGGCGUCUUAUUCCAUGAGGUGUAUUUCAUAGAAUCAAAACAAUAGUAUUAAGAUUAAGAAAAAAAAUACAAUGAAUGUGUUUGUAGUAAAAUUUGGGAGUGCGAGUGCGAGUUUUUCUUUUUCUUUUUUGCUUGCUAAGCGUUCUGUUUGUAAAUUUGGUUGAUAUAAUAGGAAUGAAAAAAAUAGAGCGAGAUAUUUAAUA
This is a messenger RNA of Lactuca sativa (garden lettuce), 861 nucleotides long. Its product is annotated as SEC14 cytosolic factor family protein / phosphoglyceride transfer family protein. Lineage: Eukaryota; Viridiplantae; Streptophyta; Magnoliopsida; Asterales; Asteraceae. The record is from RefSeq and is a predicted model, not a curated record.